AUGGCCGAAGUGGAGCGUUACUUUGAAGAUUUUGUAAAUCUUCCCUGUGUGUUGCUGAGGACUCUGGGUUAUGAUUUCCUGGAUUUAUCCCGUCCAAGACUUACCCGAUGGCUUAUGAGGCUGUACUUCUUUCUAACACUGAUCUGCUGUUUGUAUUGUACAUAUUUUGUGGCCGAUGAAACUUUGGCGGAAAUCGUAAACGGAGCCAAUAAUUUACCCUUGCUCAUCCGCCUCAUCAAUGACUUCAAUUACAAUGCCAUUGGAAUAUUGAAAAGUUUCUAUUUCCUUCGGAAUAUUAAAGCCCAUAAAAUGCUGUAUAAGAAAUUCCGUGAAAUUUUCCCCACCUCCAUUGAGGAUCGUUUUGCCUAUCGGGUGAAUGAGAGCUAUUGGCCCAAAUGGAUUACAACAAUUUUGUAUUUAUAUUUCUGUGCCACAGCCUUGAUCCUGUUUUCACCACUGGUGGAGACCAUUUUGGAAUAUUUUGUGGCCUUGGUAAAGGUGGGCUACGCCAAUGCCGAAUUUGGUUAUCAUAAACUGUAUGAGGAACAAUCUUAUGUCGUUGAUCAUCGUAAUCCAUUGGGCUAUGUGGUGAUUUAUUCCAUGGAGGUUAUGAACAGUCAUUAUGCGAUUGUCUUCAAUAUUUGUCCUGACAUUUGGCUCGUGGCCUAUGCCAUUCAGUUGUGCAUGCAUUUCGAUUAUAUUAUUAGGAAUUUGGAAGAAUAUGAACCCAUGGAGGGAAGAUCCGCAAAGGAUAUGAAGAUUAUGGCCGAGUUGGUGCGGAAACAUCAGAUUUUAUUGGAGUAA
Messenger RNA from Musca vetustissima, 804 nucleotides. RefSeq names its product odorant receptor 49a-like. Gene Ontology annotation, molecular function: olfactory receptor activity; odorant binding. Gene Ontology annotation, cellular component: membrane. Lineage: Eukaryota; Metazoa; Arthropoda; Insecta; Diptera; Muscidae. The coding region runs from base 1 to 804 and encodes 267 amino acids. The transcript has a single exon. The record is from RefSeq and is a predicted model, not a curated record. Gene Ontology annotation, biological process: sensory perception of smell.